This is a messenger RNA of Fusarium poae, 2352 nucleotides long. RefSeq lists its product as uncharacterized. Lineage: Eukaryota; Fungi; Ascomycota; Sordariomycetes; Hypocreales; Nectriaceae. The record is from RefSeq and is a predicted model, not a curated record. Gene Ontology annotation, biological process: carbohydrate metabolic process. Bases 1 to 2352 code for a protein of 783 amino acids. The transcript is spliced from 3 exons.
AUGCGUCCUUACUUCAGAGUAACCUUGCUGCUUCAGACGGUUUACGUUCUCUCCAAAACAACCAACAACACCAUCAUCUAUGGUAGUGAUGAUAUUAUAAGUCUGUCUUCUGAUGGGUCCAAGGCCGACAUAGUGGUUCUCGACUAUGGGUACAGUGUCGAGGGCCAUCCGACGUUCAAAGUAGUUUCCGCAUCAGGCCAUACAUCUGGCUUCGAACUUACCUUUGCAGAAUCCAAAACUGCGUUGGACGCAUACAUGAGCGAUGGACCCCUUCCCCUCACAGCAGCAAUGGAAACCUAUCGAGUCAACAAGUACAACAUAUCCGAUCCUGGAUUGUUCACCAAUCGACUUGUCUUGGCUGGAAGUCUUCAACUUGAGCGUGUGGGAGUCAAGCCAACAGUUCAUACAACACCCCUUACAGAACUACCAGGAUCUUUCGAAUGUUCUGACGAAGACUUGACUCGUAUUUGGUACACUGGUACCAGGACAGCUCAGCUCACCGAGAUCCCCAAGAACAGCAUCCCACAGUUCUGGCAGGUAACCGAUGAAGGAGCCUUGGUGGAGAAUGUAGCUCCCCAAGCUUUGAGUGACCCUACUGCGGCUCAGGCUACCAGUUACGAGAUUGACUUUGAGGUUAAACCUUUGACUGGUGAGUUUGUAUUUUCCGUUCUGUCAGAUACUUUGAACGAGGCUAUUCUCAUUACCUGCAAUGUCGAGAUUGGUGCCAUCUCCUCCAGCACUUCCUCGUCUGGCACUAUUCCCGCCAAGCUGAAUAUCGGCGAAUGGGUUUCUAUUCACGCACGGGUCAACAUGACCGACAUCGAGGUUUCUAUCAAUAACCAGACAGCCCUCAAGUUCAUACAGACAGACAAGUUCUAUGGCUCAUUUGGUCUUGGUACAUCUCUUGGACACUCCGCUUAUUAUCGCAACCUCCGCGCUACCACACUCAAUGGCGUCGAGAUUUAUUCUUCCACUUUGAAGGACCAAUCCUUUCUUGAUGAUUUCUUAAUGGGCACCAACCCUCUGGAUAUCAUCGUCGACGGUUCACGACGUGAUCGAAUUGCCUACUCUGGUGACCUCGAUAUUGCAAUCUCAUCGACAUUUGCUAGUACCUACGGAAAGUCAUUUGUCGAAGGAUCACUCGAUUUGGUCGGAUCGUUCCAGACAACCGCUGGAUUCUGGAUUCCCAAUGCUAAGAUCCAGCAAGCACCUUUACCCCAACCCCUCGACAUCAAUAUCACUGGUCUCAUUGGCUACUCUUUUAAUCUACUCAAUGGUCUUGCAACUAACUAUGAAGUACUCGGUAACAAGACAUUUGCCAAUGAAUGGGCCCCGCGAGCAGUUUCAAUGUUAGAGUGGGCUCAUUCUCAGUUGGUAGAUGGAGUCUUCACUAUCGACGAUGCGUCAUUGGCCGGUGACUGGAAUUAUUAUGAUCCUCCCCAGACAGGCGCCAGUACCAAGUUCAACGCUCUCUAUGCCUACUCUCUUCAAAAAUUAGAGAAGUUCCUCAAGGCGGGUGGUGUCAGCACGGGCAAGUAUCAGACUCGUCUCAAGAAUCUGCGCAAGGCUGUCCACAAACAUCUCUGGAAUGAGACAAUGGGCGCUUACGUUUUGAGUAGCGAGAUCAAGACUGGAUUCUCCCAGGACGCAAACGCUCUGGCUAUCCUCGCUGGUAUUCCUCAGAGCAACGGCAUUUCUGCCGGAUCGCUGUUGAAGACUAUGGAGGCAGAGCUACAGCUCCCAGCUGGACCUCUUGCCUUUAGCAGCGGUACAGUCAAAUCUGGAUUCGCCCAGAAGAUUAGCCCUUUCUCAUCCGCAUACCACCUCCGAGCAGCCUUUGAGUCUGGUGACCAGCACACUGCUAAACAACUCCUCAAGACAUUAUGGGCACCCAUGGCGAAUCCAGCCAAGGCCAAUUACACCAACACCUUCUGGGAGACCCUUGACACAGAUGGAACACCCGGACUUGGUAUCAUGACAUCUCUUUGCCAUGGGUGGGCUGCUGGACCUACCGCUGAACUAAGUAAGUGGGUUCUCGGAGUUCAAGUUGACAAGCCCGGAUUUGCCGAAUGGAAGGUCCAGCCCACGCUUCUUGGCCUCGAGUGGGCAAGAGGCCAUGUUCCGACCGAGAAGGGAACCAUUGAAGUUGACUGGAAGCUUGUGUCCAAUCUUUUGCACAUGAAGGUUCGAGUUGUGGGAGACAAGGGAACGAGUGGUACUGUUUAUCUUCCUCAGUUACUUCCUGUGGCGUGCGAGGACAGUGUGUUCAAGGUCAAUGGAAAGGUUGUCAAGAAGAACAAGUUUCCUGUUCGUGGUGGUGAACAGAUUGAGGUAGUCCAAAUGAGGAAGUAA